UACGUCCCCGCGCCUGAUAUUUUCUCUUUCACGAAGACAAUAUCUCCUCUCCUUUUUUUUUCUUUGAGUUGGACGAACGAAAAAUAUCGUCUGUGCGCUUUUAUCCGGAGCUCCUGACACAUAGGCAGGAUUUCUAUUUCCAUUCUCGAAGCGCGGCAAGAUCUUCGCCAGCCAGCCUAUUGUGCGUGCCUCUGCCUGCCCAGAAAGAACAUAUAUUCGCACACCAACCACGCCGUGCUAGCAUUCCUUAGCUCUCUCCCACCAUACGGGAAACCAGAGUCAGGAGCUAGUAUACGUAGACCACCAGGCUCAGGCUCAGGCUGGCUGCUGCUUGCUCCCGGCCGAGGGCGAGGGCGAGGGCUGAGGAGGGAGGAGGCGGUCGAUGGGAAGGGAGCGGGAGGCGGCCAUGGCGGCCGUGCUGGAGGCGUGGCGCAGCACCAGCGCGGCCAUCACGUCGUGGUGCGUGUCGGCGCUGUGGAGCGGGCUCAGGCGAAGGCACCGGCGGACGGCGUACGCCCUCGGAGCCGGAGCCGGUGGGCUCAAGCUCAACUACGACGCGCUCAGCUACGCCCAGAACUUCGACGACGGGAGCCGCCCCGGCGAGUGCGAGCCCGACUUCACGGCCAGGUUCGCGCCUGCAGCUGGACCGCGGAGGCCGUCGUCGGUAGCUUCUUGUUGUUCUUAUUAGGAGAGCUAGCUUGUCGCUGUUUAUAGUUCUGGCCCGGCGCGUGCGUAUGUGGUGGUAUUGUUCUUGUUACCUUCCAAUUAUAUCCCUCUUGUAGUUACUCUUGGUAGUGCUAGCUAUGUCGUCUAUAUAUCGUGGAUGGAUAUGGGCGUACAAAUAAAAAAUAAUAAUUGAAAGUGGGUGUACAAGUAUUUAGAGUGGAGGAAUGAAGUAUUGUUUGCUGGAUGGCAGCACAUGCA
This is a messenger RNA of Hordeum vulgare subsp. vulgare (domesticated barley), 924 nucleotides long. RefSeq lists its product as uncharacterized. Bases 383 to 688 code for a protein of 101 amino acids. Lineage: Eukaryota; Viridiplantae; Streptophyta; Magnoliopsida; Poales; Poaceae. The transcript has a single exon. The record is from RefSeq and is a predicted model, not a curated record.